UUGUGUCCUAAAGUCUUUCUGGUAGUUCAUGGUUGGUGCCUUCCUCGGAAACCUUAGAUCUCACUGAAGUUCGCCGUAGCCGCCGCCGCCGCCGCCGAUAGCUUUGAGAUCUUUGGAUUCGAUUUCUUAUUGUCCAGGACUUUUGGAAGUAUCGAAAGAUGCCUAGCCCUGUGGAUGUGUCUCAAAAUGGGAAUGCAAGACAAGCGGAAGCUGCUCCAUCCUUGUUUGAAAUCGAGGAAGAUUUGGCCAGAUUGCUGGAAAGGCCAAGACAGGUUAAUAUUGAAAGGAAGAGGUCGUUCGAUGAAAGAUCUUUCAGCGAAAUGUCAAUGACUCAUUCACCGCCACGUCAGGUAUACAAAAAUUCGGAGAACUCUUCUCGUGUUUUUGACAAUAUGGUUGGAGUGUAUUCACCAGGAAGGUGGUCCGGCAUACACACACCCAGAUCAACCUUCGGAUAUGAACCGCAUCCUAUAAUAGGCGAAGCAUGGGAAGCUUUGAGGCGUUCUAUUGUUAACUUCCGAGAUCAACCUGUGGGAACUAUUGCUGCUAUAGAUAAUUCUGCUGAGGAACUUAACUAUGAUCAGGUUUUUGUCAGAGAUUUUGUCCCCAGCGCUUUGGCAUUCUUGAUGAAUGGUGAACCUGAUAUAGUGAAGAACUUUCUUUUGAAAACCUUGCGCCUCCAAUCUCGGGAGAAGAAGAUAGACCAGUUCAAGUUGGGGGAUGGAGUUAUGCCUGCAAGUUUUAAAGUAUCUCAUGAUCCUGUUAGGAACUAUGAGACUAUAACUGCUGAUUUCGGUGAAAGUGCUAUUGGUAGAGUUGCUCCUGUUGAUUCAGGGUUCUGGUGGAUUAUACUACUUCGUGCAUACACAAAGUCUACAGGGGACACUUCUUUGGCUGAGAUGCCAGAAUGCCAAAGGGGUAUAAGGCUGAUUCUUGAAUUAUGUCUUUCUGAAGGAUUUGAUACAUUCCCAACCCUGCUGUGUGCUGAUGGAUGCUCUAUGAUUGAUCGCAGAAUGGGUGUCUAUGGUUAUCCCAUUGAAAUACAAGCACUUUUCUUUAUGGCCUUAAGAUGUGCCUUGUUUCUCCUUAAACACGACGAAGAAAACAGAGAGUGUUGUGAUGCAAUAAUUAAACGCCUUCAUGCUUUGAGCUUUCACAUGAGAAGUUACUAUUGGCUCGAUAUAAAACAACUGAAUGAUAUAUACCGCUACAAAACGGAAGAGUACUCUCACACCGCAGUAAACAAGUUUAAUGUGAUGCCAGAUUCCCUUCCGGAGUGGGUUUUUGAUUUCAUGCCAACUCGUGGUGGUUACUUCAUCGGAAAUGUUAGUCCUGCUCACAUGGACUUCCGUUGGUUUUGUUUGGGUAACUGUAUUUCAAUCUUGUCAUCUUUGGCUACACCUGAGCAAGCUUCCGCCAUAAUGGAUCUCGUUGAAUCAAGAUGGCAAGAGCUAGUUGGAGAAAUGCCACUGAAAAUCUGUUAUCCCGCUAUGGAAGGUCAUGAAUGGAGAAUUGUAACAGGAUGCGAUCCUAAAAACACUAGUUGGAGUUACCACAAUGGUGGAACUUGGCCAGUUCUUCUGUGGCUCCUUACUGCAGCAGCUAUCAAGACUGGUCGACCCCAAAUAGCACGACGGGCCAUUGAACUAGCUGAAUCGCGUUUACUAAAAGAUAGCUGGCCAGAGUAUUACGAUGGGAAGCUUGGUCGAUUUAUCGGAAAGCAGGCCCGUAAGUUCCAGACAUGGUCCAUUGCUGGUUACUUGGUAGCUAGAAUGAUGCUGGAAGAUCCAUCUCAUUUGGGUAUGAUAUCACUUGAAGAAGAUAAACAGAUGAAGCCUACCAUGAAAAGAUCUGCUUCUUGGACUUGUUAAUAUCCUUGUACACAAUUUUUCUUUCGAAUGCCAUGUUUUUUUUUCUUUUUCUUUUUUGCAAUUCGUAAACAUUCUCUUUUAGUUUGUCGCAAAAAUGUUGAAUUUUCUAUGAAUUGGCUACGAGAUUGUACACUUCCUUCGUUUUUUCCAAUUAAUCUGGUUUUC
Solanum tuberosum (potato) is the source of this 2036-nucleotide messenger RNA. Its product is annotated as probable alkaline/neutral invertase D. The record is from RefSeq and is a predicted model, not a curated record. Gene Ontology annotation, biological process: sucrose catabolic process. NCBI's taxonomy places the organism in Eukaryota, Viridiplantae, Streptophyta, Magnoliopsida, Solanales, Solanaceae. The transcript has 5 exons. The coding region runs from base 159 to 1871 and encodes 570 amino acids. Gene Ontology annotation, molecular function: sucrose alpha-glucosidase activity; endo-alpha-N-acetylgalactosaminidase activity.